Messenger RNA from Penicillium robsamsonii, 201 nucleotides. RefSeq lists its product as uncharacterized. The transcript has a single exon. Bases 1 to 201 code for a protein of 66 amino acids. The record is from RefSeq and is a predicted model, not a curated record. Lineage: Eukaryota; Fungi; Ascomycota; Eurotiomycetes; Eurotiales; Aspergillaceae.
AUGAAGAGAAAGAAUACCGGAAGACAGCAGAAAACGAUUGUUGACUCAGACCUGGACUUGGAGGCACAGAGAAGAAAAAUGCGAUUCACCGGUGAAGGCCGAGAAUGUCUCGAAGAUAUCACUGGUCUGCGCCGCCGACUGUGCCUUACACUACGGAGUAUCUCUGAGCAUAUGAAAAUCGUGAAAUCUCGUCAUUCUUGA